AUGGUCACAUCUUAGUAAAAUAUUACGAUUGUACUCUCUAGAGUGAGAGGAGUUUAAAGUUCAAGAUUUCUGAGAAAGAAAUGUGAUGUCUCUCAAUACUGCCUAGUCUAGCUAUCAAACAAAGAUAGCAAGGCAAUAUUACCCCACAAUACUUUAAUUACAGAUUUAAUAAGUCCUUACAAAAUAGAGGAAUUCAUGAUAGCUAAAACACAGCAGUAUCUUUAUCAUUAGGAAAAGGACGAGACAAACUCUACAUGUAGUCCUAUUAGAAUUAUAAGAUCAGAUGUUGAUAACUCACUGGAGAGGUUGAUAAGUUCCCCAGCAUAGACUAUAUAUGUCUAACCUUCUGACGAAAAUGAUGAAGUGGUUUAACUGAAUUAAUCAUGCAGUGAAUCUUAAAUGUAAAUGAAUACUGAUCGCCAGCACAAUAGAAAUAAUUCAAAGAGUUCUACAAAACAAAGUCAAAAAUCAAAUAGUAAACUGAAUCGAAAAAGCAAGAUUAUGCAGCAGUCUGUGUAUCAAUAAAAUAAUAAGGACUAAGGUGUGAAUCAAAGCACAAGUAACUACCUCUAGAACUAUAUAACUUCUAAUAGAUAAUCCCACAAAAAGUAACCUUCAAGCAGUAGCAGCAAUAUUAUACCUAUCACUCAUUUUUAAGUGAAGAAGCAUUCAGUAAAUGACACAGCCUUCAAUUAUAAUGGUUAAAUAGCUCCAAAUUAAGGAUAAUCUAACACUGGAUCAACUUCAACAAAUACUAAUACCGGUGGAGUUAAUUCUUUAAGCAGAGGUAACUCAAUGAAGAAAAUGAAAACCUUUUGUAAUGGCAGUACUGGAAGUAACCCAGCCUAGACUACUUCAUAUUAAAAUUAAAAUACUAAACCAGGUUCAUCGCUUGGUCAAACUUCUAAUCAUCCCCAGGUUUCUGGCUUUAAUAAGUAAACAAAGAAAAUAGUUCAUAAGGGAGGAAAAAGUGUAAAUAUGUACUCUACUUUAAACGGACAGAGUUAACCUUAAAAUGCGUUAAAGAAAUCUUAGCCAAAGGAGGCCCAUAGAGAUAUGAUUAAAGAAAAUUUUAGAGAUAAUGCUUUUGUAAAAAUUAUUUAAGAAGAUUAUAAUCAGACAACUAGAAAUGAAAAAACUCCAGCAUAAAGUCGAUAAUUAGUGAGAGAAAACUUGGUCCAAAGUAAUCAGGCCAAGCCUCAUGGUUCUAUGAAAUAAAGUUUUACAAGCAAUUAAGAUCAAGCAUUAAUUUUUAACAAGUAGCAUUCAUAAUAACAUUAACAAUAGACUAUUCAAGAGAGACCAUAAAUCAACAAUUUAAACGAAAUAUUUUCAGAUUUCCUGGAUGAAUAAUCUUAGAUAUAAUCUUCCAGCCAAACUAAAGGAAAGAUUUAAUCAAAAGUUAGAGCUGAAAGCUUGCAUUCUAGAUAAUAAGUAUUAUUAGAAGAAGAUUCAUUAGAAAAUAUGAAAAAACUCCCAGAGUAAUAUAAUCAUGGAUAUCUUUAAACUGAGCAAUAUAACUCUGGCCUAUAAGACUCACAAUCAAUCUCAGGCAACCAAGCUACACAAAGAGCUAUUAAGCACAUGGCGCACAAAUCAAUGUACGCUUUGAAUUCAAACUAAUCAAGACUGGGUAAUUAGAAGAAGUCUUUAGGGUAAAUCUCUUAAUCAGGAAAGAAUCAAAACGGAUAGGGAUAGCAUUUCGGAACAUUUGACAAUUCUCAUGCAUUUUACAAUCAUCAGUAUGCUAUUACAACAAUGUCUGAAUGUCCUAACUAUGAUAACUUAGUCUUGACAGAAAAUUACAACAUUUGCAAUAUUAAUCCUAACACUGGUGCCAAUAUUAAUGAUAAUAUGAGUUCUUCAAAGUUAAAUUAGCAAUAGCAUAGUUUAAGACUAAACACUGAAAUGGAUAUCACUAACAAAGAAAAUAUAAACAAUUAGAGAGAAAACUUUGAUGGCUUAGGAAAAAGAGGAGGAACAAUGGGAUACACUGCUAAUGUGAGAAGUGAUAGCAAUCCAACUAAACAUAGAGUAAGAUACCAUUUUAUCAUUAAAUUCUAUAGAAUAAUCGAUACAGUGACUAGCAAGAUGAUUUACUGA
Molecule: messenger RNA, 2103 nt
Organism: Stylonychia lemnae
Lineage: Eukaryota; Ciliophora; Spirotrichea; Sporadotrichida; Oxytrichidae
Source: the annotation of a GenBank genome assembly